Messenger RNA from Corticium candelabrum, 2430 nucleotides. Its product is annotated as pre-mRNA 3'-end-processing factor FIP1-like. The transcript has 15 exons. Lineage: Eukaryota; Metazoa; Porifera; Homoscleromorpha; Homosclerophorida; Plakinidae. The record is from RefSeq and is a predicted model, not a curated record. Gene Ontology annotation, cellular component: mRNA cleavage and polyadenylation specificity factor complex. Bases 31 to 2280 code for a protein of 749 amino acids.
GCGCAUGCGUAGAACUUGUAGCGUGUGGCUAUGUCUGAGGAAAAAGACGAGGAGGAAUGGCUGUACGGUGCUAAAGAAGAGGAAAGUGAUGCAAAGGAUGAUGCAGAGGUAAACCAUAGUGGAGAAAUGGAUGAUGAUGAUGUGACUGCAGAUGAGAUGCAUACCAGCGAUCCUGAAGUUGAAGGGGAAGACACAGAAGAAACAUCAGAGACAAUACCUCACGAUGACAUGAACGACAAAGAGGAAGGUUCUGCAGCUCAACUCAGUGGAGACGAAUCACAAGAACAAGAAGACGACAACAAAGACAAUGAACCGGAAGAAAAUAAUGUGGAACAUUCAGAAGAAGAAGAAGAAGAAGCAUCAGCAGCAGAAGAAGAAGGAGAGGAAGACGAAGAAGGUGAAGGAAGUGAAGAGACAGAGGAUGAUGACGACGACGAUGAUGUGCAUGUCACUAUUGGCGAGAUCAGCUCAGCUACAUCGUAUGGGCAGCCGUAUGGCUCUGGUGUGGGAGGCAAACAAGGAGCAGGAGGAAUGUUUGGAAAACAUGCUGUUGGUAAAGGAGUUGAUAUGGAGGCUGUUGGUAAGAUUAAUGGAGUGAACAUUUAUGACUUUGAUUUGGACAGUGCAGAAGAAAAGCCGUGGAGACGACCGGGUGCUGACAUUUCGGAUUAUUUCAAUUAUGGUUUUACUGAAGACACGUGGAGGAUCUACUGUGAGAAACAACGAAGAGUUCGAAUGGAAGUUCACAUGCAGAAGAAGAUAGCGGUACAUUCUGGUCAUCGAGGAAUGGUCGAAGACGGAGGUCCACACAUGAUACGUAUGCCACAUCAUGAUCCCAUGCUCGGCCCACCAAUGAUGCCUAUGCCAGGACCACAUGGAGGAAUGCUGCCCCACCCCAUGCCUCCUCCACCUGUCAUGCCACCUCAACAGAGGCUACCACCAUCAAGCAAGGAAAUGACGUCGAAGCUGAGUAAAGGGAAAGCUGGACCACCACCAGAUAGAAAGAUGAAAGGAACAAUUGAUGUAAUCGGUGGAGAAAGAGCUGGAAGAAGCGGACGGUCUCGAAAAGACGAAGACAUGGGAAGACAAACACCAGAAGAAUCAGCAAGCUCGGACAUCCCCAGUAGCUCAGCUCCACCUCCAGGACCAACGAGCAUGCCACCUCCAAUCUUUGGGAUGCCACCGCUUGGGAUGGUGCCGCCUGGUGCUCCACCGUUUUUUCCUCCACCCCCAGGGUCUGGGGAUCCAUCCGUGCCUCCAGGGAUUCAGUUUGGAGGCUUCCCUCCGAUGUUUCCACCAGGUGGACCGGAUGGGAUGCCGCCGCCUCGAUUUGACAUGCGCGGUAUGCCGAUGCCGCAUCACAUGAUACCACCUGGCGCACCGUUUCCGCAUGGACCGAUGGAUAGGCCACCAAUGUUUCCACCGGGAAUGGAUGACGGGAGAGGGCCACACGGGUUUGGUGAUCGUCGUCCUCCAUUCUUUGGUCCAGGUCCGAUGGGUCCAAUGGGUCCCAUGGGUCAAGGCUGGGAUCCAACAAUGGCUCAUCCACAAUUCCCUCCUCCAGAAGGAUACGCCACACCCGUAAUGCCUGGCAUUCCAGGAAUGCCCGGAAUGCCCGGAAUGUCAGGAAUGCCACCUCAGGGUGACACCCAACUGGCAAUGGCACAUCAACAACAGCCACAAGGAGGCGACAGUGACAAAGGAAGAGACAGUGGAGAUGGUGAGAAGGGCGAUGAUGGAGAGGACGUAGACGAGGGAACCGCAAGGAAACGACAGCCGAGAGACUUCGAACAGGAAAGAGACAGGGAGAGGGAUAGGGAACAGGCAAGAGCCGAGAGAAGGCGACAGUGGGAGAGGGAGAGGGAACGCAACACAGACAGAGGCAGGAGAGAUAGAGAUCGGUCGGAUCGCGAUAAGGACAGAAAACGAGACAGAGACAGAGAUAGGGAUCGAGACAGAGAUAGGGAGAGGGACAGGGACAGGGACAGGGACCGGGAUAGGGAUAGGGACAAACGAGAUGACAGACGGCGAAGAGACAAGGAUGAUAAGAGAAGCCGUAAACGUCACGCACGAGACUCCAGCCCCGAGAGCGAGGACGACAACAGACGACACAACGAAGACCGAGAUCGACGAUACGACGAUGACCGAAGAUACGACGAAGAUCGACGAUAUGACGAAGACAGAAGGCACGAGGAUGACCCCAGGCAUGAGGACGAUCGACGACACAAAAGGAGCAAACGAUCAAAGGCAACACGUGAUGACUCUGACGAGUCAACGUGAAGCUGGCAACUUUUGUUCUGCGGCCUCGUCGCUCGUUGGUAUGCAUGUGUCGUUAAGCUGUCACUUUUACUUAUUACGCGUAUACAUACAUUGUAGUGUGUUACCCCCAUUCUGUGAUCCGCCAUAAUUCAUUGACAAUUUUACAGUCGA